Messenger RNA from Symbiodinium necroappetens, 342 nucleotides. Lineage: Eukaryota; Dinophyceae; Suessiales; Symbiodiniaceae. The record is from the annotation of a GenBank genome assembly.
GUGGGUGAUCGCAUCCUCACGAUAGAGCUUCUGAACGCGGAUGGCAAGGAAAUCAUAGCCUAUGGCGCUUUAGCCGAUAAAAAGUCCUUAGUGAACAAGGGCACGUUUCCUCGUGGACUCUGGCAGCCUGUCGCUACGGUCCAGCUCACAAUUCGCCGAAGAAGAUCGCAGCAGGCGAGCUUCAAAGUGGAGGGAUCCGGUCAGAUCAAGAUACUGGUGAUCCAGCAUUACCACGACAUGAACUACCUGGAGCAGCAUCCUGCAUCUUGUGGAUUCACGGUUCAGGGCUUGGGGUGUUUUUGUACUUUGGGUUCAAUGUUUAGGGCCCGGCUUCAGCUUUGA